Messenger RNA from Nezara viridula (southern green stink bug), 1960 nucleotides. The record is from the annotation of a GenBank genome assembly. Lineage: Eukaryota; Metazoa; Arthropoda; Insecta; Hemiptera; Pentatomidae.
GGUGCCCCCACCCUGUAUCGUCCACCCGCAGCACAGUCCUUCGCCACCAGCCUUCCUGAAGACAUGAUCAUCCUGGUACUGUUGGCAAUAGUCGUUGUCCUCUUCGUCUAUCUCCUUUCUCCAGAUGCAAAGACAAGGAAGUGUGGUCAGCAGAUUCCAGGCCCUAAGCCCUGGCCUUUGAUAGGAAACCUAUUCGACAUGGAAGUCGGUCACAAAGGAGUGAAAACUUACAAUGGUUUCCAAGCUAAGUACGGCCAUGUGAUACGCUACUGGUUGGGGAACAAGCUGGCAGUGUUACUCUCAGAUGCUGACGAUGCUGAGGUUCUGUUUCGAGACACCCAAAACUUAGGAAAGGCUGACGUGUACAAGUUCAUGCACCCAUGGCUCGGAACUGGACUGCUCACCAGUACAGGUCAUAAAUGGUUUCAGAGGAGAAAAGCUAUUACUCCUACCUUCCAUUUCAAGGUAUUGGACCAGUUCAUCGAAGUGUUCGAGAGGAAAUCCACCAUCUUGGUAGAAUGCCUCAAGAGUAUGGCAAAUGGACAAUCGUUUGAUAUUCAUCCGUUUGUGUCCAGAUACUCACUUGAUGUGAUUUGUGAGACAGCCAUGGGUACUUCGGUGGACGCGCAGAACAACAUAGAGUCUGAGUAUUUCAACGCUAUUCGCACUGUGGCAGACUGCAUUGUUACCAGAAUACUUAAGUUUUGGUUGCAUCCUAAUUUCAUCUACAGGUUUUCACGACUCUCAAAACAGCACGAUGCUGCACUCAGAGUUGUGCAUGGUUUUUCGAAGAAAGUCAUCUCAGAGCAAGACAGGCUAAAUAACAAGGAACAGUUGCAUAAUGACAAAGAAUCCGAUACAGGUAUAAAAAAACGAACAGCAUUUCUUAAGCUAUUGAUAGAAAUGAAAAGACAGCAAAACGGAGCAUUUACUUCUGAAGACGACAUAAGAGAAGAAGUGGAUACAUUUAUGUUUGAAGGGUUUGAUACCACAGCUUCCGCAAUUAGCUUUGCUAUUUAUGAAUUUGGAAGGCACCCAAAUAUUCAAGAAACAGCCUAUCAUGAGGUUAGAGAUGCUUUUGCUGGUGAGACAGCACUUACCAUAGAAUGCUUAAAUAAUCUCAAGUACCUGGAACGAUUCAUUAAAGAGGUGCUAAGAUUAUAUCCUUCAGUGCCCAUGAUUGCUAGAGAAAUUUGCAAGGACAUCAAGAUUCCUAGUGGCUACUUGAUUCCUGCUGGUAGCAUAGCUACGGUAGUUAUUGGAGGUAUCCAUCGAAAUAAGAAAUAUUAUAAAAAUCCAGAGAAAUUUGAUCCUGACAGAUUUUUACCUGAAAACAUGGUCAACAGGCACCCUUAUUCCUAUGUACCAUUUAGUGCUGGAUCUCGAAACUGCAUAGGUCAGAAAUUUGCAAUGCUAGAGAUGAAGGCUUCACUAAGCCACAUACUUCUCAAUUAUGAAAUUGGAACAACUGAAGAGUCUAAAUAUGGAAUGCUGCUGACACUGCAAUCGUUCAAUGGACAAAACGUUUGGCUUAAACCAAGACGAACAGCUUGAAAAUUUAGUAUUUAAGUUUAUAUUUUCUAGUAUUAUUGUUAAAUAUUUUACCAGCCAGGUAUAUUAAUUUUUGUGCAAAAUAUUACUAUAAUAAUCAAUAAACUAUUUCCACUUUCCCUUUAUCUCUCCAGUAAAGGAACAACUUUCUGCUAAGCUGGCUACCUUUUGAUAAUUUUAUUUAUUUAUUGUUUUAUUUGUAAUUUUCCUAAGUCAAUGUUUGUAGAAAUAUAUAAAGUGAAAUAAAUGCAAAUUAUCAUCAUAAUUUUUAAAACAUAUCUGUCAAAAUUGAAUUAUAACAUUAAGUAUAGUUAUGGCACUUAUGAUUAUUAUAAAUUAAAUAAUUAUACAAGCUGUGGCUAUCAAAUAACGAGACUAAUGCUAUAAAACAUUUUAUUUUGAUUUCAUA